AAGACUCGGAGUGACUGUGGACUUUCAGGCAUAGAGCUCAUGUUCGCUCUGCUUAUUUUCAGCAUUAUAAUUAACUAUACCAGUCUCUCUCGGCUUGCCACCCCUUGCUCUCUCAAACAUAGCAUCGCUGUCUGUUUCUGCAAUCAGAAGCUCAAUCUCUUUUAAUCUGCGCUGCUCAUAACUUUACUCAUGGAGAAUUAUCACAAAGUCGACCAGCAAACAGUGCAGGCUCUGAGAAACAUCGCCAUUCGACUCAGGAUCAACUCCAUUAAGGCAACUACAGCCGCAAACAGUGGACACCCAACAUCGUGCUGCAGUGUAGCAGAGAUCAUGUCUGUGUUGUUCUUCCACACAAUGAGGUACACGCCAGAAGAGCCCAGGAACCCCAACAAUGACCGUUUUGUUCUGUCAAAGGGACACGCUGCGCCGGCGCUAUAUGCUGUCUGGGCCGAGCUGGGAUACCUGAAGGAGAAUGAACUCUUCAGCCUCCGCAAGGUUGACUCCAUCCUUGAAGGACAUCCAGUCCCCAAGCAGCGGUUUGUGGAUGUUGCCACCGGGUCCCUGGGGCAAGGCCUUGGUGUGGCCUGUGGAAUGGCAUACACAGGCAAAUACUUUGACAAGGCCAGUUACCGCGUGUACUGCCUACUGGGAGAUGGAGAGCUGUCCGAGGGGUCGGUGUGGGAGGCCAUGGCCUUUGCUUCCUACAACCAGCUGGACAACUUGGUGGCUGUCCUGGACAUCAACGGGCUGGGCCAGAGUGAUCCAACUCCUCUGCAGCACCACAUGGAGAAGUACCAGAGACGCUGUGAAGCAUUUGGCUGGAAUGCCUUCGUCGUGGAUGGCCACAGUGUGGAGGAGCUCUGUAAAGUCCUCAGCCAGCCUCGACACCAACCCACUGCCAUUAUCGCCAAAACCAUUAAAGGCAAAGGAAUUCCAGCCGCUGAGGACAAGAUGGGCUGGCAUGGGAAGGUCCUCCCCAAGGACAUGGCGGACAGCGUGGUGAGGGAGCUGCACAGCCACAUCCUGAACAGCAGCAAGCGCCUGUACCCAGCCACGCCCGUGGACGAUGCCCCACUCGUGAACGUGCGCAACAUCCGCAUGCCCAGCGGCCCCAGCUACAAACUGGGGGAGAAGAUUGCCACACGGAAGGCUUACGGUCUGGCUCUAGCCAAACUGGGCCGGUACAACGAGCGGUUGGUGGCCCUGGAUGGGGACACCAAGAACUCCACCUUCUGUGAAAUAUUCAAGAACGAGCAUCCCGACCAGUUCGUGGAGUGUUACCUUGGCGAGCAAAACAUGGUGAGUGUGGCCGUGGGUUGUGCCGCCAGGGACAGGAACGUCGUCUUCGCCAGCACCUUUGCCGCCUUCUUCAGCCGGGCGUUCGACCAGCUGCGUAUGGCAGCCAUCUCUGAGAGCGACAUUAUCCUGUGUGGCUCCCACUGUGGCUUGUCUGCUGGGGAAGAUGGACCAUCUCAGAUGGGCCUGGAGGAUCUGGCAUUGUUCAGAGCCAUCCCCACGGCGACCAUUUUCUACCCCAGCGAUGGAGUCGCCACCGAGAAGGCAGUAGAGCUGGCGGCAAACAGGAAGGGUAUUUGCUUCAUAAGAACCAGUCGUCCUGAGAGUGCGGUCAUUUACAACAGCAGUGAGGACUUUCACAUCGGCCAGGCCAAGGUGGUGUACAGGAGCAACGAUGAUCAUGUGACUGUGAUUGGGGCGGGGGUCACGCUGCACGAAGCCUUGGCAGCAGCUGAGCAACUCAAGAAAGAGAGAAUCAAUCUCAGGGUGAUUGACCCUUUCACAAUUAAACCCCUGGAUGCUCAAACCAUCAUCAACAAUGCCAAGGCAACCAAGGGCCGCAUCAUCACUGUGGAGGACCACUAUUAUGAAGGUGGCCUGGGGGAGGCAGUGUGUUCUGCCAUAGUGAACGAGGCUGGGCUCACGGUGCAUCGUCUGGCUGUGGUCCGUGUGCCACGCAGCGGCAAACCAGCCGAGUUACUCAAGAUCUUUGGCAUUGACAGGGACGCCAUCAUGCAGGUGGCCAAGAAGAUGGUCAGCAGCUCUGCUAAUGCCAAGUAGAUGCUCCAAGGGGUUGGCCUUCACUGUGACCCACUUGGCGUUAAAUUUUGUCCUCUGUCAUCAAUAAAUCAGCCAUUGAAACUUUUGGAAACCAUAUACAUCUAUUAAUUCAUAUUGACAUGCUGUUAAAUUGACCCCUAUUCUUUGUCUUCUUCCUCACUCCAAAUCCAGGCCAAGAAUUUGGUGUGUUGUAGCCUUAUGGUGCUUUUCCACUGGCACCUAGAACUGAGCCGUGCCAGAGCCAUACUGCAAACUGAAAGUUUUCCAUUGUAAAUUAUGCAAGCCAUGGCCAAGUCAUACCCGUGCUGACACAGCACUGCUUACUAC
This is a messenger RNA of Paramormyrops kingsleyae, 2403 nucleotides long. The record is from RefSeq and is a predicted model, not a curated record. NCBI's taxonomy places the organism in Eukaryota, Metazoa, Chordata, Actinopteri, Osteoglossiformes, Mormyridae.